AUAUUCAUAGCUAGCAUGUGUUUCUUCAGCAUUCCCGUUCACUACACUACCCGUAGACGUAGAUAUAUCACAAAGUAUAUACGGUCAACUUCUAACCUUCACUACCUAUCCAGAUCUUCUCCACCUGCCCUCUCUCUUUCUAUAGGGCUCUGGAACUGCCAGUCUGCUGUGAACAAGGCAGACUUCAUCCCAGAGUUUGCAUCUCAUGCUUCUCUUCAUGCCCUUGCGCUGACAGAGACAUGGAUCCGCCCUGAGAACACUGCAACUCCAGCUGCUCUCUCCGUCAACCACUCCUUCACUCACUCACCCCGCUCAACCGGGCGGGGUGGUGGGACAGGGUUGCUUCUUUCCCCACAUAUUAAAUACACAUCCACACCACUCCCUGUUACUGCCAAAUCAUUUGAACACCAUUGUGCGAUGCUAACUGAUCCUAUCAAAGCAUGCUUAAUUGUUCUUUAUCGCCCACCAGGCCCGCUAGCCGACUUUGUGGAGGAGCUGGACAUGCUCCUCAGCGUCCUCCCGGAUGAUGGAACCCCCCUGAUAGUCCUUGGGGACUUCAACAUCCACCUCCAAGGAACUCAGGCCGUCGACUUCUUGUCUCUCCUGACCUCCUUCGACCUGACGUUGCUGAGCACACCGGCGACCCACAAAGCAGGCAAACAGCUAGACCUCAUCCUGACACGUAACUGUAUCACUGACUUAACCUCUGUAACCCCACUGCAUAUUUCUGAUCACUACUUUAUCCAAUUCUCUAUCUCUCUCCCUCCAACUCCUUCUACCUCCCCUCCCCUUGUAACUUUCCGGCGCAACCUCCGCUCCCUAUCCCCCUCCCAUUUCUCCUCUAUUGUAACAUCCUCCCUCCCCCCCAUUGACGAGUUCUCGUCCCACCCCACUAACACUGCCACUGACACCUUGUUAACCACUUUAACUGCAUCACUUGACUCUCUCUGUCCCCUGUCAACCAGGCCUGCACGAUCUUCUCCCUCCUGCCCGUGGCUUACGGAUGUUAUCCGUGAAGAACGGUCCACCCUUCGGGCAGCUGAGAGGAGAUGGCGCAAGUCCAAAGGCGGUCCGGACCUUGAUAAAACAACCUGCUUGACCCCAACCAAUCGGGCUUCAAGACUGGCCACUCCACAGAGACUGCCCUCCUUUCAGUCACCACUGCCCUCCAGUCUGCCAGAGCGGCUUCUAGGUCAUCUGUCAUCAUUCUGCUGGACCUUUCUGCAGCGUUUGAUACGGUUAACCACCAGAUCCUGCUCGCCAGACUUUCUGAGAUGGGCAUCACUGGCACUGCACUCCAGUGGAUCUCAUCCUACCUGUCGGGAAGAUCCUACCAGGUUUCCUGGGGAGGCAAACUGUCAGGCCCUCGCCAGCUCUCCACUGGUGUCCCACAGGGCUCCGUCCUUGGACCCCUCCUCUUCUCUCUGUACACCACCUCACUUGGACCAAUCAUCACCUCCCAUGGCUUCUCCUACCACUGCUACGCUGACGACACGCAGCUGUACCUGUCGUUCCCCCCGACAGAUCCGGGGAUCUCAGCUAGGAUUGAGGCCUGCCUCACAGACAUCUCCGCCUGGAUGACCGAGCACCACCUUCAGCUGAACCUCGCCAAAACAGAACUUCUCAUCAUCCCGGCUAAACCCUCCAUCUCCCACGAUCUCUCAAUCACCCUGGGAUCUGCGACGGUGACCCCUUCAUCCUCUGCCAGGAACCUUGGGGUUACCAUGGACGACGAGCUCUCCCUCACGGCCCACAUUGCUGCGGUCUCCCGGUCGUGUAGAUUCACCCUCUACAACAUCCGGAAGAUCAGGAGAUACCUGUCUGAGCACUCCA
Osmerus eperlanus (European smelt) is the source of this 1833-nucleotide messenger RNA. Its product is annotated as mucin-2-like. The coding region runs from base 16 to 1581 and encodes 521 amino acids. The record is from RefSeq and is a predicted model, not a curated record. Lineage: Eukaryota; Metazoa; Chordata; Actinopteri; Osmeriformes; Osmeridae. The transcript is spliced from 2 exons. Gene Ontology annotation, molecular function: catalytic activity.